Molecule: messenger RNA, 3344 nt
Organism: Jaculus jaculus (lesser Egyptian jerboa)
Lineage: Eukaryota; Metazoa; Chordata; Mammalia; Rodentia; Dipodidae
Gene: Ttc4
Product: tetratricopeptide repeat domain 4
Exons: 10
Coding region: 52-1200 (382 amino acids)
Molecular function (GO): Hsp90 protein binding
Source: RefSeq, a predicted model, not a curated record
CCGCGCGCUUCCGGUCCUCUUGGCCGGGCUGGGGCUUGUUAGCAAGCAGCCAUGGAGCGUUCGGAGGCCGACGCCGCGGACGACAAGGACAUGGACUCGUUCCUGGAAAAGUUCCGGAGCCAGCCGUACCGCGGCGGCUUCCGCGAGGACCGGUGGGAGCAGGAAUUUGACAAGAUCCCCCUGUUUAUGAAGAAUGCACCAUCAGAAAUCGACCCCAAGGAGAAUCCUGACUUAGCCUGUCUCCAGUCAAUCAUUUUUGAUGAGGAGCGUUCUCCAGAAGAACAAGCCAAGACGUACAAAGAGGAGGGCAAUGACUACUUUAAAGAAAAAGACUAUAAGAAAGCUGUGAUUUCGUAUACUGAAGGAUUGAAAAAGAACUGCAUGGAUCCUGAUUUGAAUGCUGUCCUUUAUACCAACCGGGCUGCAGCUCAGUACUAUUUGGGCAAUUUCCGUUCUGCUCUCAGUGACGUGACGGCUGCCAGGAAGCUGAAGCCAUGCCACCUGAAAGCCAUCAUUAGAGGUGCCCUGUGCCACCUGGAACUGAAACACUUUGCUGAGGCCGUGAACUGGUGUGAUGAGGGGCUGCAAAUAGAUGCCAAGGAGAAGAAACUUCUAGAGAUGCGGACUAAAGCAGACAGGCUGCAGCGAGUGGAGCAGAGGGACGCGAGGAAAGCCAUGCUCAAGGAAAGGAGGGAGCAGAGUCAGCACGAGGCUUUACUCAAGGCUGUCAAGGCUAGGAGCAUCAGGCUUGUCUCCAAAGCCGCCAGUGAGGAUGAAGAUCCAACCCGUGAGGUCUUCCUGGACGGGCUCAGCUCUGAGAACCCGUGUGGAGCUCGGCUGAGUCUCGAUGAGCAGGGCCGGCUGAGCUGGCCCGUGCUGUUUCUGUACCCGGAGUAUGCCCAGUCCGACUUCAUUUCUGCUUUUCACGAGGACUCCAGGUUUAUCGAUCAUCUAACGGCGAUGUUUAGUGAAACACCAUCUUGGGACUCAGAGCAAAAAUACCACCCUGAUAAUUUGGAGGUCUACUUUGAGGACGAGAACAGCACAGAACUGUACUACGUGUCCCCCAAGAGCACCCUGCUACAGGCGCUGCAGCACCCCAGGUACUCUGUAAAAGCCCUGAUGCCCGCAUUUUUGGUCUGUGUGGGAUCCUCUCCUUUUUGUAAGAAUUAUCUCCGGGGAAGAAAGGUACACAGAUAAAGUGAGAGCCAGGCCUCGGGUCUCUCCCUCUGCUUCGGCCUGGAAUCUAGUGCACCUGCAUCAACUGGAUCUACAGCCCAAACCCAGCAUUCUUCCGUCACCCCAUGCUGGGAAGGGAGGAAGGAACUGCUCCUGUCUUCCUGGGACGGCAGCCAAGUCCUGAGCUGCAGCUGGCCCUCUGCUCCUCGACACCCCGGGCGGCCGUCUCUGAAGGGCCCCUCCGCUGCGCUGACUCGGGUGCAGCAACGCGUCGGAACCUGUGUGGCAAAGUAUAGACGACACUUCUGGAAGGCAGUGAACCAGCUCUGCAUGAGAUUCCAAGGCUUGGCCAGGAGGCUCUGGCCCCAGCUUCACCAGCACAGAGGAGAGCUGUGGGGGGCUCUGUAGAUGCUGUGGGCUACACGGUGCCAGGAAGGCCACAUCGUGGUUUUUCACUUGUCAAGAUGGUUCACAACGGGACCUCUGGGACUGUCAGUUUUCUGUGAAAACGGUGACACACUUGGACAGUGGCCGUACGUCUUUCCCAGUUUCUACUGCCGCCUCCUCAGCCUCCUGCAUGCGGGGUCCAGGUGUACCACCGUGCUGGCCAGGAUUCUGGACCUGUAACCGGAAAGGAUCUGCCUUGCGGUCAUGAGUUUUUUGUCCUGAGCCGUUUCCCCACUUCUAGAGAUUGUGUGUAUCCUGGGCUGCGACCGGCUGCAGCGUCUGCCCCAUCUCCUGUGCGAAGAAGGGACGUGAGCAGAUGAGACCCAAGUCAUCCUGAUGGAGUCGGAGUCAGUAACUGCAUGGUAGCCUCAUACUCUUCCCUCAGCCAUGAGACCCCAGCUCCCAAGUGCGGACCGUCCCCUCAGCGUGGGCGGUGUCAGGACGGCGAGACACGGGGCAGCCGAAGCCGCUGGUCGGGAGCCGCCGACUGGACACGGACAGCAAGGGCUGGCUGUGAGCCGCGCUGCUGGUGCAUCGUUACACCAAAACCAGUUCUGUCCUUCACAUGGGCUAAUGUGGUGUUUCUUGUUAUUUGGGAGCAGAGAGAGACGGAGCAAGUGUGGGAACACCAAGGCCUCUUGCUGCUACAAACACACUCCAGCUGAAGCACAUGGUGCAUCUGGCUUAUGUGGGCACUGGGGUACUGAAUCCAGGCCAGCAGGCUUCGCAAACAAGCCAUCUCCCAUCCCUGCCUGGACUUUUGUGUCGGAAUACUUGGACCUGGGCAGGUCCUCCAAGUCCCAUUCUCUCCCUAAUCAGAGACCUCCGGCCUGUGUAAGAGGCCUGCCGUCUAGUUAGCAGUGGCCCCUGUGACCCUUAGAUGCUGUCCCUUGCUCCUCAGCCGUGUGUCUCACGGCCCUGCGCCACGACUUUUUACCACACUGUUUUCUUGAUGACUGUCCCUACCUCUUGGUAAACUGAGUCAGGAAUGCUGAGCUCUACUGUUGCACUGCGAGGGCCUAGCACUGCCCCGGGGCAGCAGUGAGUGCGCACGUCACCUGAAGCCGCACCCUCCACCUCGAGAGCUGCCAGCCCAGGGCCCACGUCCUAGUGUGUGCCCGGCCGCCCUGGCGGGACUCCAAGCCUACGACAGGUGCUGCCAGCUUGCCUGCCUGCCCACGAGAACCUGCUGUCGGCAGAAGCCCCCGCCAGAGCCAGACCCCACAGCAGCGCAACUCUCUCACAGGGGCCUCUGCCCGCGCAGGCGGCGCUCUUGCCUACCAUCAGCCAGUGUGUGCCUCCUCCGCACCCCCGGCCCCGCAGUGUUCAUUAGCCAAGGACAAUUAAGCUCGCCCCGGGAGCUUGUUAGCAGCCUGGCGAGCGGCUGGCUUGACGGCGGGGCACCAUCCCUACAGGCUUCGUGCAGAGCAUCACCUCGGGUGCGGGCAGCCACCACCCGUGCGUGCGCCGUGGCCCAGGCACCGCCGUCCCAGUUCACACGGACAAGCUGAGGUGCAGAGGCUGCAGGAAACACAGCCACCAAGCGGCCCAGGCAGCCUCAUUCCAGCCGGCACUCAGGGGUCUUAACACUGUGAUGAUGCUAUUGUGGUUUUUAAAAUUUCUUACUUGAGAGAGAGAGAAUGGGCACACCAGGGCUCAAUUCCCCAGGACCCAUGCAAAGCCAGAUGCACAACAUGGUGCGUGCAUCUGGAGUUCAU